Sorex araneus (European shrew) is the source of this 4324-nucleotide messenger RNA. RefSeq names its product myosin light chain kinase 3 (gene MYLK3). The transcript has 13 exons. Gene Ontology annotation, molecular function: protein serine/threonine kinase activity; ATP binding. Gene Ontology annotation, cellular component: cytoplasm; nucleus. Gene Ontology annotation, biological process: protein phosphorylation; intracellular signal transduction; positive regulation of apoptotic process. Lineage: Eukaryota; Metazoa; Chordata; Mammalia; Eulipotyphla; Soricidae. Bases 62 to 2479 code for a protein of 805 amino acids. The record is from RefSeq and is a predicted model, not a curated record.
AAAAGCAGGCGCCAUCGGCUCUUCCAUUUCCUUUCCUCACCGUUGGUAAGCCUGCACUGAGAUGUCAGGAGCCCCCAAGGAAGGCGUGGGGCCCCGAGGCCUGCCGGCCUUGGGCAAAGCCUGCUUAACCACCAUGGACAAAAAGCUUAACCUGCUGAAUGAGAAGGUUGACAAGCUCUUGCACUUCCAAGAAGACGUCACGGAGAAGCUGCAGUGCGUAUACCAAGGCAUGGGCCACCUGGAGCAAGGCCUGCACCGGCUGGAGGCCUCCCGAGGUCUGGGUCCAGUGGGAAGUGACCCCCCGUCUGCAGCUGCUCCACAGGGCGGGUGGCCAGAGGUCCUGGAGCUGGUGAGGGCUGUGCGGCAGGAGGCGGCCCAGCACGGGGCCACCCUGGAAGCCCUCGUCAGGAUGGUGGUGGCCAUGGACAAGGCCGUAGCUUUGGUGGGGGCUGUGUUCCAGAACUCAAAGGUGGUGGAUCUCCUCCUGCAAGGAAGUGGCCCCUGGAGGGAAGGCAGCCCGGCUGGUGGCCCUGCAGAGAAUAAAGAGAGAGUGGAAGAGAAAGGAGCAAAACCCACGCAUGUGCUGAGCAAUCGAGGUGUGCAGGCUGAGAUCGGGGGCCCUUGGGAAGAGAGCCAGACAGUAGAUCUGGCAGAGGGGACGGUGGAGAGGCUGAGCCCUGUCACUUCAGGGACGGGAUUUGACCUUCUUGCCCAGCCAGAGGACCCCCCAGAGCAGGGGGCUGGAGUUCCUGGUCCAGCCCAGCUGCCCCCUGGCCACCUGCUGCUGCCUGUAGAGGUGGCAGCCAACGCUUCUGGGGCAUCCAGUGAGAAACCUGGGAAUGACCCCGAAUCGUCUGAGAUACCUGACGGGGUCCAGGAGUCUUCCACUCGCCAGGAGGCUGCCCUGGCUACAGAACAAGAAACACUGUCCGACAGGCCUGAUCCUCAAUCCUCAGAGGACAUCAUGCGACUGACUUCAGAGUCGUCAGCCGAGGUCAAGGAAGCCAACAGUGGAGAAUUGUGCCCAAGGACCUCCAUCCACGUGCAGGAGACCGAUAUCCCAGGGGAGCUGCUUGUGACACAAGGGGACAAUCUCAGAGCCAUAACACCUGCAGAGGCUCCAGCUGCUGCCUAUCCAGGUGAGCAGGACCUGCAGGGCCCCAAGGACUGCUCCCAGGUUCCUGGAACUGAGUUAGGAAAUCAGGUCCCAAAAGAGGACGGCAAGCUGUCCCUGCUGCAAAAGGCCAGCAGCGCUGAGGGAGCAAAUGCCGAGGAGCCACAGGGCUCUGGGGCUGAGCCCACCGUGGAACCAAGCGAGGCCAGGAGGGACAGGAGUGAUGAUGCUGGAGCCCUCGGACCAGACAAAGGUCCAGCAGCAGGAAACCUGGAGCCCGGAACGGACAGUGCAGCCAGGAGCGUGGGCAGCGGGGAAGAAGGAAGGACGAAGUCCCUGAGUGCUGAGGCUGAAGCUGUGGUUCUGGAUGAUGGUCCGGCCCCACCAGCUCCUUUCGAACACCGGAUGGUGAAUGUCAAGGAGACCUCGACCUUGACAGGUUACACAGUAUGCCAGCAUGAAGUCUUGGGAGGGGGGCGGUUUGGCCAGGUACACAAGUGUACAGAGAAGUCCACCGGCCUCUCGUUGGCAGCCAAGAUCAUCAAAGUGAAGAGUGCCAAGGAGAGGGAGGACGUGAAGAAUGAGAUCAACAUCAUGAACCAGCUUAGUCACGUGAACCUGAUCCAGCUCUACGAUGCCUUUGAGAGCAAGAACAGCUUUACUCUCAUCAUGGAGUAUGUGGAUGGGGGUGAACUCUUUGACCGAAUCACAAAUGAGAAGUACCACUUGACCGAGAUGGAUGUAAUCUUGUUCACCAAGCAGAUCUGCGAGGGCGUGCAUUACCUGCAUCAGCACUAUAUCCUGCACCUGGACCUCAAGCCGGAGAACAUACUGUGUGUCAAUCAGACAGGACAUCAAAUUAAGAUCAUUGACUUUGGGCUGGCCAAAAGGUAUAAGCCCCGAGAGAAGCUAAAAGUGAACUUUGGCACUCCUGAGUUCCUCGCCCCGGAAGUAGUCAACUAUGAGUUUGUCUCCUUCCCCACUGACAUGUGGAGUGUGGGAGUCAUCACCUACAUGCUACUCAGUGGUUUAUCCCCAUUUCUAGGGGAAACAGAUGCAGAGACCAUGAAUUUCAUUGUGAAUUGUAGCUGGGAUUUUGAUGCUGAGACCUUUGAAGGGUUGACAGAGGAGGCCAAGGACUUUGUUUCCCGACUGCUGGUCAAAGAGAAGAGCUGCAGAAUGAGUGCCACACAGUGCCUGAAACAUGAGUGGCUGAAUAAUUUGCCUGCCAAAGCUUCAAAAUCUAAAAUCUGUCUCAAAUCUCAGUUAUUGCUGCAGAAAUACAUGGCUCAGAGGAAAUGGAAGAAACAUUUCUACGUGGUGACUGCUGCCAACAGAUUAAGGAAAUUCCCAACUUCUCCCUAAUCUUCAACUCUGAUGUUCCCUAGACCUAGAAAUUAUUGAGACCGGUGGUAAAGUGAUGCCUCAAGUAUCUAUAUAAUGUGGCCUUUUACUAAUAUUGGUUCCAAUUAUUUUGUUUAAAAUGUGAUAGCUGUUAUUCUUCUUAUGAACAACAACAACAAAAAAGACUAGAGAAAGUAACCUAAGAUUGUUUUCUACCUUAUAAGUUUGAAAUUCUCUAUUUACUUUUCAAGUAUAUCUACUUUAGGUGAUAAGUAUAGUCAUGCUUUAUGUAGAUAGGAAGACCUUUACUUUGGAUAUACCAAAGUUUAAAUUCUAUGCUUACUCUGAUUAAAGAACCUAGUAGACAAAUGGGUACAUUUUAGUUUGCUCAAGUGUGAGCUGACAUUUUUCUUAUACGUUUCCACUCAUAUGUAAAGUCAUGUAGAUUUAAGAAAGCAAUCCUUAAACUUGUAUUCUUUGUUGUGGUUUUGUUUCUGUUUUCAUUUGUUUUGCUAUGGGGCUAUCCCUGGCAAUGCUCAGGGGUUUCUCCUGGCUCUGUAUUCAGGAAUUACUCCUGGCAGUGCUCGGGGAAACCAACCAUAUGGGAUCCCAGGGAUCAAACCCAAAUAUGCACUGUGCUAGGCAAACACCCUACCUGCUGUACUAUAACUCUAGCCUCCAUCAAACUUCUAUUCAUGUGCUCCCUUUUAAGAAUCAAAACACCCUUGAUUUAAUACUCUUUGAAAUUUCAAAAUAUAGCUACUAUGGCCAGUCAGAACAAUAAUUUUGAUUCUUUUUUUCUUUUUGGGUCACACCCAGCGAUGCACAGAGGUCACUCCUGGCUCAUGCACUCAGGAAUUACUCCUGGCGGUGCUUGGGGGACCAUAUGGGAUGCUGGGAAUCGAACCUGGGUUGGCCGUGUGCAAGGCAUUUGCCCUACCCACUGUGUUAUCGAUCCAGCCCCCAGAACAAUAAUUUUGAACAUAUUUUAAACCUAUUUGUGCUCCACCUUCUCUGACUUCCAUUAUGUCCUGACAUUGAUAAUUUCCCAACUCGUCUUCCAUCCUCAGUUAUGAAUCUGUGCUUUCUAGAAAGUCUGGAGUGCAAUAUGUGAAAGAAGGGUACGAAUGCCUUCAUCUCUCUGAGAGAAACUGGAAAUGAUACAUUAUGAGAUAGUAAAGGAAAACUGUUCUACUGCUUUAUUAAGGAUAUCCACUUCCAAUGUUUUCCUUUAACUGACUUUUAAAAUGAUUAGUAAAGAAUAUUUUAUUAUGUAAAAGCAUUCAUAAAGAUACUAAUUUGAAAGACUGUUGCACGUUUGUGUUUAUGGCAGCAUUAUUCAUGAUACUAGAAUAUGAAAUCAAUCUAAUGGCCCAUCCACAGAUGAUUGGAUAAAGAAACUGGGGUAUAUCUACCCAAUGGAAUACUGCUAUGCCAUUUAAAAAGAUGAAAUCUUUCCUCUUGGAAUAUAAUGCACGGAUCUUGAGGUAAUUAUGUUAAGUGGAAUAAACAUGUAAUAAUGUAAGGGUCAGAGAGAGUACAGGACAUAAGGUGCACGUCGCAGAGCCUGAUUAGAUUCCUUCGCACCACAUAUUGUUUCUUGAGCAACACCAGGAGUGACUCCUGGGCACAGAGCCAGGAGAAAGCACUAAGCACUGUUGGACAUGGCCCAACACCCAUGCUCUAAAUAUGUAAGGAAGUGAGAACUACUAAAGGGUUUCACUCAUAUGUAGAAUAUAAAUUACUAAAGCAAAUAACUGGCAGGGAAUAACAAGAUGAACUCCUAGAACAAUGAUAACAGGGGUGGUUACAGGAUGGAAUGGGGUGGAAGAAAGAGAAGAAGGGUUUUUUGUUUUGUUUUGUUUU